This is a messenger RNA of Pelobates fuscus (common spadefoot toad), 1323 nucleotides long. RefSeq names its product SFT2 domain containing 1 (gene SFT2D1). The transcript is spliced from 8 exons. Gene Ontology annotation, biological process: vesicle-mediated transport. The record is from RefSeq and is a predicted model, not a curated record. NCBI's taxonomy places the organism in Eukaryota, Metazoa, Chordata, Amphibia, Anura, Pelobatidae. Gene Ontology annotation, cellular component: membrane. Bases 152 to 634 code for a protein of 160 amino acids.
CGGUUCGAGCAGGGCAGAGCAUUACACGGUGAGAACACGUCAUGGGGAGGGAGCUGCGCCUGGAGCUGUCACACUGCAUACGGAGCUGCUGUGAGAAGGGCUAUCAGUGUGCAUUGACUCACCAGUGGCUUCGUGGCUGUCCGCGGGGAGCAUGGAUAAGCUGCGGAGGGUGCUGAGCGGCCAGGAGGACGAGGAGCAGGGGCUGACCUCGCAGGUUUUGGAUUCAUCUUCACUCAGCUUUAGCACCCGAGUAAAGUGGUUUGCAAUAUGCUUUGUUUCUGGGAUUGCAUUUUCUAUCCUUGGAAGUGUUUUACUUUGGGUUCCUGGAAAUGGAGCGAAACUCUUUGCAGUGUUCUACACACUGGGAAAUAUUGCAGCUUUAUCUAGCACAUGUUUUCUUAUGGGACCCAUGAAACAACUAAAAAAGAUGUUUGAACCAACAAGACUGAUUGCUACACUUGUUAUGCUGAUCUGUCUAAUUUGUACUUUGUGUGCUGUGUUUUGGUGGCAAAAGAAACCCCUGGCAGUUCUCUUUUGUAUUUUACAGUUCAUUGCAAUGACCUGGUAUAGCCUUUCAUACAUUCCAUUUGCAAGGGAUGCUAUUCUUAAAUGCUGCACAAGUUGUUUGAAUUAAUCUCCGUGACCAAGAUCACAGCUACAGAAGUCAAAGGAUGUAUCCUGGCAAAUGGGACAGCUUCUGUGUUUACAUUUUGUAUUCAAAUAAAUGAUAAAAAAGUGUACCUGAUUGUUCUGUACUAAACUUAAGGUAUUUUUGUCUUUUCUAACUUUUCUAAAUAUGUAGUACAGCAGGAUAGAGGAGUUAAUUUAAUUAACAUGCCAUUUACAAGUGUUCACUAGACAAACAAGACGUAUGCAUCACAUUUCUUUCUCGCACUAUUUGUAAUAAGUUGUAUAUGCAAUAAGAAAAAUGUUCUUUAAUUCAAUUGAAUUGUUGGCAUACAGGCUUGCAAAAAAUGUUUUAUUUUAUGCUCAAAUUAUAAAUUUGGAGGUUUUUUUCAAAAUGUAGAAUUUUCUGAAUUUUGAUCGUGUUUCUGUUGUAAUCUUAUUUGACUACUCAAGAAUCUACUUUCAGUGCUCAACGACUGGGCCUUCUCUAUUAGGUGUUUUCUUUGCUCCCUGCAACAUUAUAUUAUACAGCAUUAGCCCUUCUACAUCUUUAGUUAAUCACUGUUUCACUACCAGGAGGACUUUUUGUUUUGCCAGAAAAGUACAUUUAAAAAUACUACGGAUAGGGUUUAACAACAAUGUAAUGUAUAACUGGCUAUUCUAAGAUAUCUUUAAAUAAAUUAAUUUAAAUUUACA